Cuscuta campestris is the source of this 1979-nucleotide messenger RNA. The record is from the annotation of a GenBank genome assembly. Lineage: Eukaryota; Viridiplantae; Streptophyta; Magnoliopsida; Solanales; Convolvulaceae.
UUCCUCGCCCGCUGGUUUUCGUUUGCUUGCGCCUCUGAUUCCCAAAGCGGUCAGAUCUAAGGGAGAGAAAGAAGAAGAUCCAAGGGGACAUGGGUAGCUCUGGAAUCUCAUGGGAAUUGAAAGACCACCCCAAGCUUCCCAAGGGGAAAACCAUCGCUUUGAUUGUCUUGGACGGAUGGGGCGAGGCUAAGGCCAAUGAGUACAACGCUAUUCACGUUGCUGAAACUCCCACCAUGGAUUCUCUCAAACAGGGUAAUCCGGAUACAUGGAGGUUGAUCAAGGCGCACGGUAAUGCAGUGGGGCUUCCCACAGAAGAUGACAUGGGCAAUAGCGAGGUUGGCCACAAUGCCCUUGGUGCCGGAAGGAUCUUUGCCCAGGGUGCAAAGCUUGUUGAUUUGGCCCUUGCUUCUGGAAAAAUCUAUGAUGGAGAAGGUUUCAAUUUCAUUAAACAAAGCUUUGAAGCUGGAACUCUGCAUUUAAUUGGGCUAUUGAGUGAUGGAGGUGUCCACUCCAGGCUCGAUCAAUUGCUGUUGUUGGUGAAAGGGGCUGCGGAGCGUGGUGCCAAAAGGAUUCGUGUCCACGCAUUAACGGAUGGGCGUGAUGUUCUUGAUGGUUCAAGUGUAGGAUUUAUGGAAACUCUUGAGAAUGAUCUUGCAAAAUUACGCGGAAAAGGUAUUGAUGCCCAGGUUGCAUCAGGCGGAGGUCGCAUGUAUGUGACAAUGGAUCGAUAUGAGAAUGAUUGGGAUGUUGUAAAACGAGGUUGGGAUGCCCAAGUUCUUGGUGAAGCUCCAAACAAGUUUACAAAUGCUCUUGAAGCAGUCAAGAAGCUGAGGGAGGUUCCCGGUGCAAAUGAUCAGUACUUGCAACCAUUUGUCAUUGUUGAUGAAAAUGGGAAGCCUGUUGGGCCCAUCAUAGAUGGUGAUGCUGUCGUAACCAUCAACUUCCGGGCAGAUCGGAUGGUUAUGCUAGCAAAGGCCCUUGAAUAUGAAAAUUUUGAUAAAUUUGAUCGUGUUCGGUUCCCUAAAAUCAGGUAUGCUGGGAUGCUGCAAUAUGAUGGGGAGUUGAAGCUUCCAAGCCAUUAUCUUGUUUCUCCUCCUGAAAUUGACAGAACUUCUGGGGAAUACCUUGUGCGUAAUGGCGUUCGUACUUUUGCUUGUAGUGAAACAGUUAAAUUUGGACAUGUCACUUUUUUCUGGAACGGGAAUCGGUCUGGAUAUUUUAAUGCUGAUUUGGAAGAAUACGUUGAGAUUCCAAGUGAUGUUGGGAUAACAUUCAAUGUCCAGCCUAAAAUGAAGGCAACAGAGAUUGGUGAAAAGGCUAGAGAUGCUAUUCUUAGCCGCAAAUUUGACCAGGUACGUGUUAACAUUCCAAAUGGUGACAUGGUGGGGCAUACUGGUGACAUUAAGGCAACUAUUGAAGCUUGCAAGUCUGCCGAUCAAGCUGUCAAGAUGAUAAUUGAUGCAAUAGAACAAGUUGGUGGAAUUUAUGUUGUAACUGCAGAUCAUGGAAAUGCAGAAGACAUGGUGAAGAGGAACAAGAAGGGGGAGCCACUUCUUGACAAGAAUGGAAACAUCCAGAUCCUCACUUCUCACACUUGUGAACCGGUACCUAUCGCGAUGGGUGGGCCCGGGUUGAGCAAAGGAGUGAGAUUUCGGCGAGAUGUCCCAACAGGUGGUCUUGCUAAUGUCGCUGCAACGGUUAUGAAUCUGCACGGAUUUGAAGCGCCAGAUGACUAUGAGUGCACAUUGAUUGAGGUGGUUGACAACUAAAGAUGAAAUUGUUUUUUUCACACAUUGUAUGUUGUUGAUUUGUAAAACCUUUUUGGGGGGCUUUGUGGAAAGCAUUUAGCACAAACAUACGGAACCGCGGUUUUUGUCUCAGAGAAUGGGUUUCCAACCCUUCUUCAUGGUUUUGGAUGUAGUUGUCACUUGACAAUGAGUUUUUUUAUUAAUACGCAGUAAUAAUAAUUACUCCACCCU